Messenger RNA from Lathyrus oleraceus (garden pea), 2067 nucleotides. Its product is annotated as T-complex protein 1 subunit theta. The transcript has 13 exons. Lineage: Eukaryota; Viridiplantae; Streptophyta; Magnoliopsida; Fabales; Fabaceae. The record is from RefSeq and is a predicted model, not a curated record. The coding region runs from base 193 to 1818 and encodes 541 amino acids. Gene Ontology annotation, molecular function: ATP-dependent protein folding chaperone; ATP binding; ATP hydrolysis activity. Gene Ontology annotation, biological process: protein folding.
CGCCCUAAAACUUAAACUAAAUAAUAUCGUAUAUUUAUAUUAUUUCCCUUCUCACUCUCUUCUAAGAGCUUCUGUGUUGAAAAAAUUUCAUACCCUCACCGAGACUGAGAGUGAGAGUGUCAACCUCAAAAAUCUUCAAAUCCCCAAUUUCUGAGUUUUAGGGUUAGGGUUUGUCAUUUCAAUUUCAACAAGAUGGGUUCUUACGGAAUGCAAUCAAUGUUGAAGGAAGGUCACAAACACCUUUCUGGUCUCGACGAAGCUGUUCUCAAGAACAUCGAUGCUUGCAAACAACUUUCUACCAUUACUCGAACUUCUCUUGGCCCAAAUGGUAUGAAUAAGAUGGUUAUAAAUCAUUUGGACAAGCUUUUUGUCACAAAUGAUGCUGCGACGAUUGUGAAUGAACUUGAAGUUCAGCAUCCUGCUGCCAAGAUUUUGGUUUUGGCUAGUAAGGCUCAACAGGAGGAAAUUGGGGAUGGAGCAAAUUUGGUUAUUUCUUUUGCUGGGCAGCUUUUGCAAGGCGCGGAGGAACUUAUUAGGAUGGGCUUGCAUCCGAGUGAGAUCAUUAGUGGAUAUGCAAAAGCAAUCAAUAAGACAGUUGAAAUAUUAGAUGAGCUGGUGGAGGCAGGCUCAGAAAGUAUGGAUGUGCGUGAUAAGGAACAAGUUAUUUCUCGAAUGAGAGCAGCAGUUGCUAGCAAGCAAUUUGGUCAAGAGGAUACCCUAUGCUCACUUAUUGCUGAUGCGUGCAUCCAAGUUUGCCCCCCAAACCCUGCAAACUUUAACGUGGACAAUGUUCGUGUUGCAAAGCUCUUGGGAGGGGGAUUGCAUAACAGUGCUGUUGUUCCUGGAAUGGUUUUGAGAAAUGAUGCUGUCGGAACUAUAAAGCAUAUUGAAAAGGCAAAGGUUGCUGUGUUUGUUGGUGGUGUUGAUACCUCUGCAACUGAAACUAAAGGAACUGUCCUCAUACAUUCAGCCGAGCAGCUAGAAAACUAUUCAAAAACUGAAGAAGCUAAAGUAGAGGAGCUUAUCAAGGCAGUAGCGGACUCUGGUGCCAAAGUGAUUGUCAGUGGUGCAGCCGUAGGAGAGAUGGCUUUGCAUUUUUGUGAACGUUACAAGCUUAUGGUUCUGAAAAUCAGUUCAAAGUUUGAAUUACGUCGUUUUUGCCGAACAACUGGUGCUGUCGCGAAGCUGAAACUUAGCCAACCAAACCCAGAUGAUCUUGGACAUGUUGAUUCUGUUUCAGUCGAGGAAAUUGGUGGUGCCAGGGUAACCAUUGUGAAAAAUGAAGUUGAAGGAAAUUCUGUAUCCACUGUUGUUUUACGAGGAAGUACCGAUAGUAUCCUAGAUGAUCUUGAAAGAGCAGUUGAUGAUGGAGUCAACACUUACAAGGCCAUGUGCAGGGAUAGCCGCAUUGUGCCUGGAGCCGCUGCAACUGAAAUUGAGUUAGCUAAAAGGGUGAAAGACUUUUCCUUCAAGGAAACAGGAUUGGAUCAGUAUGCUAUAGCGAAAUUCGCUGAAAGCUUUGAAAUGAUUCCAAGAACUUUGGCCGAGAAUGCUGGGCUAAAUGCAAUGGAGAUUAUAUCUUCUCUUUAUGCAGAACAUGCAUCUGGAAAUACCAAAGUUGGCAUUGAUUUGGAACCAGGCGUUUGUAAGGAUGUCUCAACCAUGAGGGUCUGGGAUCUCCAUGUGACAAAGUUAUUUGCUCUUAAAUAUGCCGCAGAUGCCGCAUGCACCGUUCUACGAGUCGAUCAGAUUAUAAUGUCAAAACCUGCUGGUGGUCCAAGGAGAAAUCAACCUGCUCCUGGCAUGGAUGAAGACUAAUUGAUUGUUUCCUUGCAUUAACAAAUCAGCUUAAGAAAUUUUGAAUUUUAAAUUUAAAGAGAUUAUAGUCUAAAUUUAAUUUCAUUCCUCUUUUUUAGUAGUGUUCAGUUCUAUCAUUUCCUUGGUUUUUUUGCUAUGUAUACAGCUUUUGUUUGGGAAUAUUGUAGAGUGUAGUUGACUAUUAUUUUGAAUAGAAACAAAAAAAGUUCAUGUUUGAUGAGCUGAUUAAUUUUAUAUCAUUAUAUUUAA